UUUUUUUUUUCUUCAGCUUCAGAGUCGAAACUUGUAGGAGCCAUUCUCUUACAAUUGCUCUUACAAUUGUCAAUUGAGGUUUACGACGACAUGAUAUUCUGAGUUGACUACUUUUUGCGGCCUUAGAAAGCUCUGCUUAUGAGCUUGUGCUGCUUCCAAUUAACCCCUCUCAUCGCCUUAUUCCAAACAUCACCAUUCUGCUCAAACACCAACAUCCCCCACCGGCUAGCAGCCAGUACGAGUCGAAAUGGAGGAUUCCGUACACUAUCAGCCCGCCUCUGCGCGGAUUGUGGGCUCCGAGGACGAAGGUCUUAUGUGCCUUGACCUCGAGGAUCACUCUUCCUACCAGGGGUACAGCUUUGGUGCCAAGAAGAGCAUCGCUGGAGAGUUGGUUUUCCAGACAGGUAUGGUUGGAUACCCAGAGUCGGUGACAGACCCUUCGUAUCGUGGACAGAUUCUUGUAAUCACAUUCCCCCUCGUGGGAAACUAUGGUGUGCCCUCUAGAGAGACGAUGGACGAACUACUUCGUGACCGUCCCGCACAUUUCGAGUCUUCUCAGAUUCACAUCGCCGGUCUCGUCGUAUCUUCCUACGCCGGCGAAGAGUUCUCCCACUUCCUCGCAACCUCCUCCUUAGGAACAUGGUUAAAAGAGCAGGGGGUCCCUGCUAUGUAUGGUGUCGAUACGAGGGUUCUGACAGAACGCAUUAGACAAGAAGGUAGUAUGCUAGGCCGGAUGUUGUUGCAAAAGCAAGGCUUGACGAAUGGAACAACCAACGGCGUUAAUGGCACUACAAGCCAUCAUAUCACGCAGGACUGGAAGCCACACUUUGAUAUGAUCGAUUGGGUUAAUCCCAACACUAAGAACCUUGUGGCUGAGGUCUCUAUCAAACAGCCUCAACUCUAUAAGCCAGCCCCAUCUUCGGCACUUAAACAUCCUUCGGGACGCCCUCUCCGUGUACUUUGCCUGGAUGUUGGCAUGAAAAACAAUCAACUUAGGUGCUUCUUAAACAGAGGCAUCGAAGUGCUCGUGUGUCCUUGGAAUCAUGACAUUGCUAGUGGUGCCGGAGAAGAGUAUGAUGGACUCUUUAUAUCAAACGGUCCUGGUGACCCGGCCGUCAUGCGCGAACCCGUAGAGCAAAUUGCCAAGGCGAUGAAGGCCAACCGUACACCGGUCUUUGGCAUUUGUCUUGGUCACCAGCUACUCGCCCAAGCGGCCGGCGCAAAGACUGCGAAGAUGAAGUUCGGUAAUCGAGGUCACAACAUACCUUGCACGAGCAUGGUAACAGGGAAGUGUCACAUUACUUCACAGAAUCAUGGUUUCGCAGUCGAUGCCGGAAGCCUUCCAGAGGAAUGGAAGGAGCUGUUUGUAAAUGCCAACGAUGGUAGCAAUGAAGGUAUCAUGCAUGUCAGCAAACCACACUUCAGCGUACAAUUUCAUCCGGAGAGUACACCGGGUCCUCGCGAUACAGAGUUCCUGUUCGAUGUUUUCAUCAAUACUAUUGUCAGUUGCGCCAAGAACCCAGAACUUCUCGAUUCUCCAGUCAAGUUCCCUGGAGGCACCACCGAAGAAAAUGAGAGGCUACAUCCUCGUGUCAACGUCAAGAAAAUCCUGGUUCUUGGAAGUGGUGGCCUCAGCAUUGGACAGGCAGGCGAAUUUGACUAUUCGGGAAGCCAGGCCAUCAAGGCUUUGAAGGAAGAAGGCAUUUACACUGUCCUCAUCAAUCCUAACAUUGCGACGAUCCAAACUUCGAAGGGUCUCGCUGAUAAAGUCUAUUUCCUUCCUGUUACCGCCGAGUUCGUCCGCAAAGUGAUCGUUCAUGAACGACCGGACGCAAUAUACGUUACAUUCGGUGGCCAAACCGCUCUGCAAGUCGGCAUUCAACUUAAGGAUGAAUUUGAGGAGCUCGGUGUCAAGGUGCUAGGUACCCCAAUUGACACGAUCAUUACUACGGAAGAUCGCGAACUGUUUGCUCGUAGCAUGGACUCCAUCGGCGAGAAAUGCGCUAAGUCUGCUUCUGCGAGUAGUGUAGACGAAGCAAUGCGCGUUGUGCAGGACAUUGGCUUCCCUGUUAUCGUCAGGGCCGCUUAUGCUCUGGGUGGGCUGGGCAGCGGCUUCGCCAACAAUGAAACUGAGCUCCUAGACCUCUGCAACAAGGCUCUAGCGGCAAGCCCGCAGGUACUUAUCGAACGAAGCAUGAAAGGCUGGAAGGAAAUUGAAUACGAAGUCGUACGCGAUGCUCAAGAUAAUUGCAUCACGGUCUGUAACAUGGAGAACUUCGACCCCCUCGGUAUUCACACGGGAGACUCUAUCGUCGUCGCGCCAUCGCAGACAUUAUCAGACGAGGACUACAACAUGCUACGGACGACAGCAGUCAACGUCAUCCGUCAUCUAGGCGUAGUCGGGGAGUGUAAUAUUCAAUAUGCCUUGAAUCCAUUUUCAAAGGAGUAUUGCAUCAUUGAAGUCAAUGCAAGACUAUCAAGAUCGUCCGCUCUAGCAUCCAAAGCAACCGGGUAUCCACUUGCCUUCAUCGCUGCCAAGCUAGGACUGGGCAUUCCAUUGAAGGAAAUCAAGAACACGGUUACAAAAGUAACAUGUGCCUGUUUCGAACCGUCACUUGAUUAUGUCGUUGUCAAGAUGCCCCGAUGGGACUUGAAGAAGUUCACAAGAGUAUCUACACAACUUGGAUCAUCGAUGAAGAGUGUUGGUGAAGUUAUGAGCAUCGGAAGAACGUUCGAGGAAGCCAUCCAAAAGGCAAUCCGAGCUAUCGAUUUCCAUAACCUUGGCUUCGGCGAAACCAAGGCUCUCAUGUCAAUUGACGACGAGCUGCAAACUCCAUCCGAUCAACGUCUUUUCGCUAUUGCAAAUGCGAUGCAUGCUGGAUAUUCGGUCGACAGAAUCUGGGAACUCACUAAGAUUGAUAAAUGGUUUCUGCACAAGCUCAUGGGUCUAAGCCAAUUCAGUAAAGAAAUGACCAAUUACAACACAAGCCAAAUCUCCCGACGUAUUGAUCUGCUUCUUCAGGCAAAACGACUUGGAUUUAGUGAUCGUCAACUAGCAAAAUUCUGGGACUCCAACGAACUAGCAGUAAGACGUAUGAGACUCGAAGCUGGAAUCACCCCAUACGUCAAGCAAAUCGAUACCGUCGCUGCUGAAUUCCCUGCCUAUACCAACUACCUCUACCUCACAUACAACUCUUCCGCACAUGACCUCACGUUCAAUGAUCACGGUGUGAUGGUACUCGGAUCAGGUGUAUAUCGCAUAGGAUCGUCCGUCGAGUUCGACUGGUGCUCUGUCAGAGCUAUCCGCACCCUCAGAGAGUCCGGGUUCAAGACGAUUAUGGUCAACUUUAAUCCAGAGACGGUAUCGACCGAUUACGACGAAGCUGAUAGAUUAUAUUUUGAGAAUAUAAAUUUGGAGACGGUUCUCGAUAUUUAUCAGAUGGAAUCGGCCAGUGGAGUUUUGGGCGCUAUGGGUGGUCAAACGCCCAACAACAUUGCCUUACCACUUCUUCGUUCAGGUGUUAAAGUUCUCGGAACAUCUCCUGAAAUGAUUGAUAGGGCCGAGAAUCGUUAUAAAUUCUCACGUAUGCUCGAUGAGAUUGCUGUCGAUCAACCCACAUGGAAGGAACUCACUAGCUUUGAGGAUGCUAGGAGUUUUUGCAGAAAGGUUUCGUAUCCCGUAUUGGUUCGACCUUCAUACGUCUUGUCGGGUGCUGCGAUGAAUACUGUGUAUUCGGAGGCAGAUCUCCAGCUAUACCUUGAGCAAGCUGCUGAAGUUUCACGUGAACACCCUGUGGUUAUCACGAAGUACAUCGAGAAUGCCAAGGAAAUUGAAAUGGAUGCCAUCGCUAAGAACGGAACUGUGGUUGGACAUUUCAUUUCUGAACAUGUCGAGAAUGCUGGUGUUCAUUCUGGAGAUGCAACCCUUAUACUACCACCUCAGGACCUUGAACCGACCACGAUCCAACGUAUCGAAGAGGCUACACGGAAGAUUGGCGCUAAACUCAACGUCACUGGUCCUUUCAAUAUUCAAUUCAUCGCGAAGGAUAACGACAUCAAAGUCAUUGAAUGUAAUGUUCGAGCCUCACGCUCAUUCCCCUUUGUAUCGAAGGUCAUGGGGGUUGAUCUGAUCGAAAUGGCUACCAAGGCCAUCAUGGGAAUUCCCUUCACUGAAUACCCCCCAACCACUUUACAACAGGAUUGUGUCGGAGUGAAAGUUCCGCAAUUCAGUUUUUCGAGGCUUUCCGGAGCCGAUCCAGUGUUGGGCGUGGAGAUGGCUUCGACGGGAGAAGUCGCUUGUUUCGGGAUGGACAAGUAUGAGGCGUAUCUCAAAGCAUUGAUGUCAACGGGCUUCAAGAUCCCAAAGAGCAAUAUCCUGCUAUCAAUUGGAUCUUACAAAGACAAGAAGGAGAUGCUUCCGUCGGUCGAGAAAUUGCAAAAGAUGGGAUAUAAGCUAUUCGCUACUGCAGGCACCGCCGACUUCCUUCAAGAGCAUGGUAUUCCUGUUCAAUUCCUAGAAGUCCUCAGCAACGAGGAAGAUGACCAAAGAUCAGAGUUCUCUCUCACGCAACAUUUGGCAAAGAACAUGAUCAAUCUGUAUAUCAACCUGCCAUCUAACAACAAGUAUCGUCGACCUGCCAAUUAUAUGAGCAAGGGAUACCAGACUCGACGAAUGGCUGUGGAUUACCAGAUUCCGUUGGUCACGAAUGUCAAGAAUGCCAAAAUCCUCAUCGAGGCGAUUGCAAGGCAUUUCGAGCUGGAAAUUGGCAACCGUGAUUAUCAAACAAGUCAUCGUACCAUCGUUCUUCCGGGAUUGAUCAAUAUUGCUGCUUUUGUGCCUGGAAUUGGCACUCAGGGCAGCCAUGACCUCCAGGCCGUUACUAGGGCUUCAAUUGCCUCCGGCUUCAGCAUGAUAAGAGUCAUGCCCAUGGGCGUUGAAGGCGCUAUUACCGAUGCUAGAACGCUGAAGAUUGCUCAGCAAAGUAGCAAACGAGGUGGUUAUUGCGAUUACAACUUUUCCGUCUCAGCGACCUCCAAUAACGCCGAUCAGAUCAGCCAGGUGACAGGCGAGGUUGGAUCACUCUUCAUCCCGUUUAAUCAUUUGUCGGAUAAUAUCAGCAAGGUUGCUGCGGUCACCGCGCACUUCGACUCAUGGCCCACCCAUAAGCCCAUCCUAACUGACGCGAAAACAACGGAUCUCGCUUCUAUUUUAUUGCUUGCGAGCCUUCACAACAGACGCAUUCACGUUACAAGUGUCACGACUAAGGAAGAUAUCCGUCUUAUUGCCCUAAGCAAGCAGAAAGGCCUAAACGUCACUUGCGAUGUGUCAAUUUAUUCGUUGUACCUAUCGCGGAAGGACUUCCCCGAGUGCCAAUGUCUUCCCGAGCCUGAAGACCAAAAGGCGCUUUGGAACCAUCUUAGCACGAUAGAUGUAUUCUCUAUUGGCAGUCUUCCAUACCAGCUUGCACGCCACGCACAAUCCGACGCAAACUCGGUAGACAUCGCGGACCCUACGGUUGGUAUUGCUGAUGCCUUGCCCCUCCUGUUAACCUCCGUUACAGAAGGCAAGUUGACAAUUGAAGACGUGAAAACGCGUCUCUACGACAACCCGAAAGAGAUAUUCGAACUUCACGAGCAAGUUGGAACCUCUGUUGAAGUUGAGGUUGACCGCCCGUACACUGUACCGAGAACAUCGUCCUGGUCACCAUUCGCCGGCAAGACCAUGCGCGGGGCAGUGCAAAGAGUUACUUUCAACAGCAAGACGGUUUGCCUCGACGGAGAAAUUCUUUCAAUCGCUCCGCUUGGAAAUGAUAUGUCUACUCAUGGCAGCCUGCCUACACCUAUGUCGCCGCCCAUGAAGUCGAUCCCCCAACCAUCGCAUCCGCUCGACGCUCUCCGUGCUCGACGCCUUUCAAGCUUUGGUAGACCAGCGGGUGUACCACGGCUGGCAGAUAGUGAGGUAGAUACAGUACGUCCUACUUCGCGAAGUGCACCCACUGUGGAUGAGUUUGGUUUGCCAGGUCCUGCACGAGCGCCUUUUGUUGAUUCCCUGCAUGAUCUUCUCAUGCAACCUUCUGCCUUUAAAAGUGCGCAUGUUCUCUCAGUUAAGCAAUACACACGGUCUGAUCUUCACCUACUGUUUACGGUGGCCCAAGAGAUGCGUCUCGGCGUUGAUAGGGAGGGCGUUCUCAAUGUCCUGCGUGGUCGGGUCCUCUGCACUAUGUUUUAUGAACCGUCGACACGCACCUCGGCAUCUUUCGACGCCGCUAUGCAACGUCUAGGUGGUAGGACCAUUCCCAUCACGACAACGCAUUCGUCGGUCCAGAAAGGAGAGACUCUUCAAGAUACGCUUAGGACGCUUGAGUGCUACGGUGAUGCCAUCGUACUGCGCCAUCCCGAAGAGUCGUCGGUGGACGUGGCGAGGAAGUAUAGCAAGGUCCCUAUCAUCAAUGGUGGCAAUGGGAGCAAGGAGCACCCCACGCAAGCAUUCCUCGACCUUUUCACAAUUCGUGAAGAGCUUGGUACUGUACAGGGCUUGACGAUCACCUUCGUAGGUGAUCUUCUUUACGGGCGGCCAGUGCAUUCACUGGUGUACCUAUUGCGACACUAUCAAGUUCAGGUUCAGCUUGUUGCGCCGAAGUCGCUAGCCCUUCCCGCUGAAGUUCGCAGUCUACUCAAGGAAUCUGGGCAGCUGCUUUGCGAAUCCGAAGAGCUCACGCCCGAAAUACUAUCCAGGAGCGACGUGUUAUAUUGCACCAGAGUGCAGAAAGAGCGCUUCCCAAGCGUCGAGGCUUAUGAGAAAGUCAAGAAUUCGUACCGCAUCGACAACGCAACUCUUAAAUAUGCGAAGCAGACAACGCGCGUACUUCAUCCCCUUCCUAGAAACGAGGAGGUUGCGGAGGAGGUUGAUUACGAUCAACGCGCGGCUUAUUUCAGACAGAUGAGGUAUGGUCUUUACUGCCGCAUGGCCUUGCUCGCUUUGGUCAUGUCCGGUUGAAAGUUAGGCAUAUUUCCAUGGUACUGCCCGGACCGCCUUUACAUUCGUAAACAAUCUUUUUUAUAAGAUUAUGAUACUAGGGUUUGUUUCAAGGAGCAUAAAAGUUAGAUAGCCAUAUCGUCUCCUUCUUUCGUAAGGGUUUAUCAAAAAGUACACGACGUAUAGAUAUGUAAGAACACUGCAUUAGACAUUGAUUAGGCUCACGCCUUCUAUGAGUGAAUGAUUUAAGUAUGAGGCAUAUGGAAUGGCGUAUAGGUAUGUAUAUUAUAUAUGUUUUGGGUAUAUGUAUAGUAUUAUAUGUAUAUAUAUAUAUAUAUGUGUGUGUAUAUGCGUAUGCGUAGGUAUAUAC
This is a messenger RNA of Annulohypoxylon truncatum, 7346 nucleotides long. Its product is annotated as carbamoyl-phosphate synth. Gene Ontology annotation, biological process: 'de novo' pyrimidine nucleobase biosynthetic process; L-glutamine metabolic process; UTP biosynthetic process. Gene Ontology annotation, cellular component: cytoplasm; cytosol. NCBI's taxonomy places the organism in Eukaryota, Fungi, Ascomycota, Sordariomycetes, Xylariales, Hypoxylaceae. Gene Ontology annotation, molecular function: carbamoyl-phosphate synthase (glutamine-hydrolyzing) activity; aspartate carbamoyltransferase activity; dihydroorotase activity. The transcript is spliced from 3 exons. The coding region runs from base 248 to 6997 and encodes 2249 amino acids. The record is from RefSeq and is a predicted model, not a curated record.